Messenger RNA from Schistosoma bovis, 2331 nucleotides. NCBI's taxonomy places the organism in Eukaryota, Metazoa, Platyhelminthes, Trematoda, Strigeidida, Schistosomatidae. The record is from the annotation of a GenBank genome assembly.
UCCUUACGUUGCUCCACUGCCUUGCGGAUUAGACUAUUAGGUCGAAGGCUCCAGGUGUGCCCCCCCCCAGGAAAACCACCUGCUUUGGUCUGCGUAUCUGGACAGUAUCAUUACCCACACACAAAUCAAGUGUUUUGUGUGGUGCAUAUGUGUUCGGUUCCCUUUUGUACCAAUAUUGAUGUGUUCAAAUAAUAGUAAUUAAAUACAUAGAAUAUUCGUAUUGUUUAUUAUUAUUUGAUAAAGUAACUUGAUUAUAGUAGAAUCAUUUCGUGGCGAAAGUAACUUUCACUGAUAUUUCGUAGUCUAUCAGUAAGAUUUGUUAAUACGUUAUUGUUGUGUUUUUUUUUUGAAAUUUUAAAAUAGAUUUAGCUUAAAUCCUCUACAAAUUUAUAAACAUGAAUUAUCAACAAGUUGUAGUUUAAAUCGCUGUCCUGGUAUAACGUAUCCGCGACCAGUUAGUCGCUAUUGGGCAAUUAGUAAAAUGAGGGAUCCUCAUCAAUACACAGUUGAUCCACUUCCAUUAGUACGAACAGGAGGACGAGGACCUGACGGUAAAAUUCAACUAAAACACGUUACAACUGGAUUAAAUCGUCCAUGGUUUAUGGUAGAUCACAAUCGUUCCAGACAAGUUUUAACUAAAACUAUCCAUGAAGAAUUAGUAUUACAGGUCAAAAAAACAUGGUGGAGACAUCCGUUUAUUGCUUUAGUAGCCUCAGGUGAAGUGAAAAGAUGGAUUAUUGCAACUGCUAGUAUGAAACCUGGAGAUAUUAUACGUUCACAUGUAGAUAUCCCUACUAUUCCAGUUGAUCCAAAAGAAGGUGAUGCUUAUCCAAUUGGUGCAUUACCGGUUGGUACAAUUAUUAGUCAAUUUGAAAUAAAACCUGGUCAAGGUGCUUUAUUUUGUCGGACAGCAGGAUCUAGUGCAACAAUAUUUCGACGUGGAAAAUAUGUUGGUUCAAAAUUAAAUGAAGAAUUAAAUUUCACAUCUUUAACUGAUGAACUAAGAGAUGAAUAUGUUGUAUUUGUUAGAACAAAUGGAAAACGUAAAAUUUAUCGACUUUUACCAACAUGUAUGUGUGUAGUUGGACAAGUAUCUAAUGAAAAUCAUGAUCAAUUUAAAUUUCGUAAAUUUGGUGAAAAGAAAUGGAGAGGAAUAAAACAACGCAGUGGAUUAUGGCAGCGUAAAACAGGAAGAUUUGGUCGAAAAGUACGGCCGAUCGGUCCACCUAUCGACCUUGUACCAUGUCAAAGUUCACAAGACUACUUUAGAUUAAAAUGUUCGUAUCCUGGUCGAUCAGAAUAUACAAUGCGUAAGAAACAAGAUAUGUAUGAAGCUUUACAUGCAAAAAACAAACCAAGACCACAACCUAUUCCUGGACGUCACAAUGAAUUACCUGACAAAAUGCCACGAUAUCGUUGGUGUUCUUGGUCAUCUGUACGAUAAGAAGCACAAAUGCUACAAAUCUUAUAUAUUUGAAUGUGUAAUAUCUGAUGGUUGUACUAAAUGGUUAUUAACGUGCUUUUUAUCGGUAAUCACCUACUUUAGCUGUUUUAUAAAAAGAAAUAAUGUGGAAUUGAAUUUAUUCAAAUCUAAAACCACGAAUGAACCAAGUCAACAGCUAUAUCUACUGUAUUAUAACGAUGACGCUUGUAUAAACGAGGCAGGUCAUAGCGAAGUUCUGCAACCACUUUGCCCUGUGCACCAGUACUCUGUAUUGUAUGUAGAACAUGCUAUACAGUUAUUUAAAAAAAGUAGACAUGAAUGAACAAGUAUUUUGACUUAUAGUAAUUAUAAAACAGCAUAGUAAACCGUUAAUUGAUGCACACUAUAGUAAAUAGCUCCUAAACAAUAUUUUUUAUCAAGAUUAUAUUUAGAUUAUUGUGUUUAGGUACACGAGUCAAAUUUUUGCGGUCGUAUUUUUGUUUGCUAUUCGAGUUGUACCUACUACAUCACUUAACACGUAGUAAAAAUUAAAUUACUAGUCUACGGACUUUGUUUUGAAGAGACCUUUUAUAAAACAUGUUGAGGUUUACAAAAUGUGGUUAAAAUGUUCCGAAUGCUUGAUUAUGUAAUGCAAGUAUCGUAUAUAUAAUUGAUACGCCAUUAAAUAGCUUGUGGCUUUAGUUUGUUCAUUACAUCACUUAUAGGGUCAUAAAUUUUUAUUUCUCGACAAACAAUAUAGCUGAGCCUCAUAUAUUAAUUGGCAAGUUUCCACCAGGCCAAUUAACUUAACACUGAGUGUCAGUUUAGUCGUUAAGAGUUAAUUCAAAAAUAGUGUACUCGGUUAGUUAACUAUGAAGUCUUCAAGACCGACAAUAUACAUCUUUUGC